CGAUGGCUCAACAUCACCUUCGGUCGUUGUGAAUGAAGCAGCUGAGGUCUGUGGUGCUGAAAGGACAGCUCCUGCGCUCUCCAAACACCUGCAGGUAUGUUUACCCGGAUGUUAAAACUGAGACUUCUCAAUGCUGUGGCACCUGCAUACUUCUUCAUGGCUACAGCUGCCACCUUCGUUUUGCACUUCUGCUAUUUCAUUCCAACUAUCUUCCCCAGCCCGGACACAUCACUGAGAGGCUCUACAGCUCUGCACACAGUUGUUUUCCUUUUCUUGAUGUUCAACGCCCUGGGAAAUUAUAUAAUGACUAUUAAAUAUCCUGCUGAAAGUGCCAAUGAGACUGUGAUUCCUGUGUGUUCCCCGCACUGCUCCGACAAAGUGGACGCACACUACCUCCUGAAUGGCCGCCACUUUUGCAAACUGUGUAAGAAAGUUAUUCUCAAGAGGGAUCACCACUGCUUCUUCACUGGAAACUGCAUCGGCAACAAAAACAUGCGCUACUUCAUCAUGUUUUGCAUUUACACCUCAUGCACCUGUUUGUACUCCUUGGUUCUUGGUGUGGCCUUUCUAACAGUGGAGUACUCCAUCUCCUUUGAAAACCCACUCACCUUCCUGACUCUUCUUCCUCUCUCCACUGGUUACUUCUUCAUGGGAACCGUCUCAGGUCUGCAGCUGUUCCUGGUGCUGAUGCUCUAUGUGUGGCUGGGUAUCGGUCUGGUCUGUGCAGGUUUCUGUUGCCAGCAGGUGUUGCUGGUGGCCCGAGGACAGACCUGGUGUCAGAUGCAGCGGGGUGAGCUCGUGGAGAAUCACAACCCGUGGAGAAACAACCUAAAGGAUGUGUUUGGUACCCGCUGGAUCUUAGGCAUUAUUCUGCCUGUGCAGACAGUGGAGAUGUGCUCUGAGGACACGGAUCCACAGAAACAAGACUGACAACUGUGCGUCUUGCCCAUAUAGCUCCAAAUAGAUCACACAAGCAGCUCAAGUUGUAGGAAGUGCUUAUUUUGGGUGAUUUUAAAUACUAAAUGGAUGCUUUACUUUUAAAUUAGUUCUUAAGAUAGUUUGCUUUUAGCACACAUUCCUUUAAGGACAGGAGCCAUAUAAGCAAUGUGAAACUUUUGUAUAGUGCAUAGUGUAAUUUCACAUAGCAAUAUUAAGACUUAUAAGUUGGUUAUUUCGGACAGUUGCUACAGUACAUGCUCGCAUCAAAAUAUUAGGACUGAAAUGCAUAUUCUUUUGCAGCUUUGCGUUUUUGUACUCUGCUCUUACAGUUGCGGAAAAAAAUAUUAGACCACCCCUUGUUUUCUUCAAUUUCUUGCACAUUUUAAUGCCUGGUACAACUAUAGGUAC
Molecule: messenger RNA, 1347 nt
Organism: Sphaeramia orbicularis (orbiculate cardinalfish)
Lineage: Eukaryota; Metazoa; Chordata; Actinopteri; Kurtiformes; Apogonidae
Gene: zdhhc22
Product: zDHHC palmitoyltransferase 22
Exons: 3
Coding region: 97-930 (277 amino acids)
Molecular function (GO): palmitoyltransferase activity
Source: RefSeq, a predicted model, not a curated record